This is a messenger RNA of Hippocampus comes (tiger tail seahorse), 3485 nucleotides long. RefSeq names its product proline-rich nuclear receptor coactivator 2 (gene pnrc2). The transcript has 4 exons. The record is from RefSeq and is a predicted model, not a curated record. NCBI's taxonomy places the organism in Eukaryota, Metazoa, Chordata, Actinopteri, Syngnathiformes, Syngnathidae. The coding region runs from base 1099 to 1572 and encodes 157 amino acids.
UGCUUAUAGCGGGAGAGUGCUUCGGACAUUCCGACGUCAUCUAGAAGAAGGAAAGGCAUUUUCUGAGAGGAGAAUGCAGUUGCUUGACUUGUAUCCAAAAAGUCAAACAUUUUGGUGAGUUGGGGGGGGGGUGAAGGGUUUCAUUUCGAGCCUGUUGCUGCUGCUUCGACACAAAAGGGAACAAACAAACGUCCGAGAUACUCCAACGCCUUGUCUCCUCAAAUAGUUUUGUUGAACAAAAUGUGGCCGAUUUUGACAAACGAUCGACAUUACAUAAGGUUUAAUCCGAUGUUUAUCGUGUCUUUUCCGUACUGCUUGUAUAAUCCCGUUGCGUUACCUAACAAACAUUUCAGAAAGCGAAACAGCUUUGUACAUUCGACGUGUAGUGUGCUUUUCGUGUUUUCUGCCUUGCCUUCUCUAUGAGGAAAUUGCGGAAAGCACAAAGGCGAAGACAAGUCGGUCACUGACGUCACUCAUCUGGCAACAAGAGUGAACGCGUCCGUCUCUCUCGUCGCUGAUUGGCCGGGGCCGACCAAGCUCGCGACGUGAUUGGUCGGAGGCGGCCUGCCAUCAGCAACAGGGACGAGCUGAGGGCGACAUUUUGUAGCAAAUCAGACGCAGACGGAAAAGAAGACGAGAGUGAAAGGAGGCGAUAGCUUCACGGAGUUUUGUUUUCCCAUCAACUUGGGUCACCACCAACCGAAUUUGUGGGGAAUACGAAAGAGGGAUAUCUGUUUCGCCGAAACAACGAACCGGACGAAAGGCUUCGACGAUCGAGCCUGAAGAAGUCGGUCCCGCGGCUUCGUGGUGUAUCGUGUGCGCCGAGGUGAAUUCAUGUUCAGCUCGGCUCCGCGACCAAGCGACGCCCAUUGGCACUCGACGACCGCCAGCCCGGCACACUCGACGGGACCAACACCGCUUGGUAGCAGCAGUAGUCGACCCGACGACGGCGACGACAUCAUUGGUGUCGGCUGUUGUUCUCGGAGACGGAGGACGCUGUCAAAAAAAGGCGCAAGGGAGACGAAAAGGACGAAGAAGAGGGAUCUCUUCCUGGCCAACUUGGUGGCAACAAAGAGGUGACAAUCAAAGUGAAGUAUCAUGGGAGGAGGAGGCGGAGAGCGGUGCGGCAACAUUCCGGGCCCCCACCAUGAGCGCCCCAAGAAGAAGAACCAGCAGCUGGGCCGAAGCAAGCAGAGGGGCCGCGACCAGAACGGCAACGUGACGUCGGCCGCGGGGCCUGGCGUCCUCCACCACCACCACCGCCGCNNCAACGACAAGGGCGACCUGGUGUACCAAUGCUCCCCGGAGGCACGGCAGGCCGAGGCGGCCGCUUCCAUCGCCCGCCUGGCCGCCGCUUACCAGCAUGACUGGGAGGGAGCAGUGUCCCACCUCAACACGCUGCUGAUCGCCCGGGGCAGCCCCGGCUAUGCCGGGCCCAAGUUCAGCGAGCCGCCCUCGCCCAGCGUGCUCCCCAAGCCGCCGAGCCACUGGGUGGCCUUCCCAAUGAGUGCCGGCGAGAGCAGGGAGAUGAUGACCUUCCAGCUCAAGAGCCUCUUAAAGGUGCCGGCCUGACGGGGCAAAUGGCUGUAGUACACUUUUUAAAGAGCUUUUUUUUUUUUUUACAAAAAAAAAAACAACCAAAUCACAUAUUACAACUCUCUUGCCUUGCUGGCGACGACUAAGUGGACCCCCCCCCCUUUUUUUUUUGCGGUUUUUGUUCUUUUUAUUUUGGCUAUCAAAGCAGAUUGUGUGCACUUAUUUUUCCAUGUUAAUUCCUGUCCACCUCUGUGGACAUAUACAGCCAUUUUUCAUUUUGAUACUCAAUAACGAGUUGCCGGCACGCGGUCCAAUCUCCCUUUUUUUAUGUAGCACAUUUCAGAACGAGAGCCGCUCCAGUGUUCUCGCUUUCAAACAGUGGGACACUCGACUGCGAUUCUGCUGGAAAUCAUGUGUACAUUGUUGUUAAUGCCGUUUGAUGGAAAGUUGAUAUCGUGGCACGCAGGCCUUAGGCAGUCGACUCCUGUGUAUCCUUCCUUAUUUUAAUUUUUUUUAAAUCGCGCUGUGCGCACAUGCACUACAGAAGGCGGCUGCUGUAAGGCCUGGCUGGCACUCAUGUUCACGCUGCCUCUCAAAGACAAAGUUUUUCCUCUGUUGCUCUUGUUGGUGUCCUCCUUUUUUGGAGGGGGCAUCCCAAAGGGGGCGGCGCCCACUUGAAUCAAAUGUUAGACGGGACAGACGUUCAGUUAGUGUGACAGUGUCAAUGUCCCUCGUGAAGGGCAAAAUGGCGGACAAAUCGCGGCGUUUGCAUUUGUCGGGUGUCCAACUGGUUUUGUUGUGCUUUGGCUGUGCCGUGCGUCAACCAAAGCUGUUACCCCUUCCCCACCCCGAUGUUCCCCCGACUCGGUCUCAUCUUGCAAGGCCCACUUGUGCCGCUAAGGCACGCGGAAGAGGACCCAUUUAUUGGGUCCUGUCUGCGGCACCGUUUGGCAUUGGAAGAGAGAAGACCGCGGCGCCAUUUCGUGACGUUACGUGAGCGGUGUGCGUUGUUUACGUUCCAUCAUGAGUUAAUGAGCCCAUUUUGCACUGCACUUGCUCCAGAUAUGUCAUCGUUACAGGCUGCGUGCGAUGUUGUUGAAUCAGACGCGCAAUUGACUAUCUUGUUUUUCUUUCUCUUCGUGAGCUGUUUUUUUUUUUUUUUUUUUUUUGAUUUGUUGUUGCUUUCCCCCGUGCAGAACUGAAUCUGCUUCAUAGCCAGACUAGAGACGACAAAACCUCAUUUGUUGAUCAUGUCUUUCAGGAGCCAUGUAAAUACGACUCAUGACAACAUGUAUAAAAUUCUUGUAGCAUAUUAUACAGUUGCAAGCCAAGGGUUUGGAGGAGGCUUGCGGAUGAAAAGUAUUUUUAGUACUCAUGAUAACACUGAAUGUACGAGGCGCAUAUGCCGUCUCAACUUUGCCGAUGCUGAAGAAUAUUUUUGUUAAGAAAAAAAGAAAACCAUGCAUUUACCAGUACGAGGGAGCCCUGCACUGAAGUCUUUCCAGAGAUCUUGCACACGUUUUGUUUAAAAAAUUUUGUACGAUGCAGUGUAGGGUGAAAGAGAAGAGUUGAUCAUUGGAACUGGGGAGAUUUGCUCAUGCAUGACAUUCACCUGGAUCAAUUUGGAACUGUGUUCAAGCCCCUUUCGAAAAACAAUUUGAAUCUUGUCCUAUUUUUUUUUCAGAAGCAACCACAACUCUCAGCUGUUCUUCCGCCAACUGAUUUUUUUUUUAACAAUCGAUUACUAUGGUUAUCCAGUUAAGUCACGCGUUGCAGUCUCCCCAUGCUAAAUUAGAAGUCGUCUUGUCAUUAAUUGGAUUUGAAUUUGUCCCAAGCGAUUAUGUCAUUGUAUGUGGAAAGACGAAAAUGCCGUUUAAAAUUGGUAACAAUUGGCUUGAAGAAUCCGAGAAAAAAAAAACCCUCUUGAUUUGAUGAGUUAAAUUUGACAA